CUUCUGGCAUUUAUGGGGAUAGGUGGUUCAGGAACACCACAAGAAAUGGUUCAACUGAAUUUAGAUCGCGGACGAGACUAUUCGAAUGCCAAAACCUUGUUCAUAUCGGAUUCGGACAAACGGAAGUACUUUAUGUUAACCCUGAAGAUGUUUUACCCAAACGGGAAAGAUUUGGGCCAGUUUCAUUCGCGUCGAAUCAAAGUGAUAUCGAAACCAAGUAAAAAGAAGCAAUCGCUGAAAAAUACUGACCUUUGUAUCGCAUCCGGCACCAAAGUGGCCCUAUUCAACCGACUCCGAUCGCAAACCGUGAGCACACGUUAUUUACAUGUGGAGGAUGCCAGUUUCCAUGCCAGUUCAAGUCGAUGGGGCGCAUUUACCAUCAACCUGUUGUCUGAUGAUGAACAUGAGGCCGAACAAUUCACUGUUCAAGAUGGCUAUAUUCACUAUGGUCACACGGUCAAGUUGGUCUGUUCGGAAACCGGGAUGGCACUGCCUCGUCUGAUUGUCCGAAAAGUGGAUAAAACCACCGUGCUUCUGGAUGCAGACGAUCCGGUCAGUCAGUUGCACAAAUGUGCAUUCCAUCUGAAAGACACAGAUCGAAUGUAUUUAUGUUUGUCGCAGGAUAAAAUCGUCCAGCUUCCUGCGACCGCAUGCGAGGACAAUCCGAAUCGGGAGAUCAUCACAGACUCCGCGGCCUGGACCAUUAUUAGCACGGAUAGGGCCGAAUAUCGUUGGUUCGAGCCAAGUCAAUUGAACGUGGCCGAAGUGAAAAAACAUGCAGUCGCUGCCGCUGCGGCUGUAACGGCCACAUCCGCGUCCGGAUCUUCUUCGGUCUCGAGCACGUCUGUGCAUAUCCCGUCAAUCACAGGCCCGGUCACCCCAGUCCCGCUGGUUCGUGAUAUUCGAGUGAACGGAGGAGGUGAUGUGGCAAUGAUUGAACUGAUCGGAGAGAAUUUCAGUCCACGACAUCAAGUCUGGUUUGGUGAGGUUCCCGCGCAAACAUUUUACCGUUGUGAAGAGUUGUUACUCUGUUUUGUUCCCGAUAUCUCGGAGUUCUUUCGAGAUUGGACUUACAUACAACAAGCGCUGGAGGUUCCCAUCACUCUGGUUCGUCAUGAUGGCGUGAUCUAUUCGAGCGGCCUCACAUUCACUUACCAUCCGGAAGCUGGUCCUCGACCUCACUGUCAACCUGCGUUGGACAUUAUUAAAGCGGCCACUCUGGCUGCGAUUGCAUCGGCUGCGGCAUCCAAAUUAUCCCCAGAUAAAGUUCCCCCAACUACUGAUCCUCAUUCCGGACCCGGCACAUUGGAUACCUCUGCAUCGAUCGGUGCGCAGUCUGCUUCUGGGCCCUACCCUCCCUAUUCGACUUCCGUCACUGAUAAUCCAGAUCCUAUGCAUUCAUUUUUGUCGCAUCAAGGACGUUCAGGUGAUAGUUAUCAUCAACACAUACAACAGCAUGAUGUGACCACGUCAUCUGCAACAACAGAAUCAUAUGCAUCCGCAUCGACCGAUCAUUUGCGACUUCGUUUCGGAUGUCCGACAUCCACCAGUGCAGACAUUUCCGGCCCUUACAAGGAUUUACACACAUCCCGUCCCUACGCCAACCCCUGGGACACCACAGGGGCCUGCCAUCGACAGCAAAGGCAGCAGCACAACGAUCCACUAAGACACAUCAGUCCACCUCCUUCUCCAAAUAUUCUGCUGCGAACGGGUCUUGUAAAUAUACCUAUGCCUCGAUUUGAAUAUUAA
Molecule: messenger RNA, 1749 nt
Organism: Echinostoma caproni
Lineage: Eukaryota; Metazoa; Platyhelminthes; Trematoda; Plagiorchiida; Echinostomatidae
Source: the annotation of a GenBank genome assembly